UUGGAAAUCCACAGGGGGAGUCGCUAUGAGUCAGCAUUGACUCGAUGGCAGUGAGUUUGGAGGUUUUGGAAGACAGUCUGCCACACACACUCAGGGACCUUUCUGCCCCUAGAACAUGUGUGUGGGGGUGGUGAUUAUCUCCCACCCCUACUCCUCCUACUUCCAACUUGGGGCUCUGAACUCGUUUGUAUGAGGAAAUAUUCUUUUGUAUUCCCUCCUGGUGAUGUGGGCAGUUGGCUAAAUCAAGCAUCUUCAUGACCUCAGGCAAAAAAUUUGCUCAGGUAGUCUCUGAUCUUGGAUCUACAUCUUAUCGUCGCCCUUGCCUAGUAAUGUGUAGAACAGCUGUGUUUCAAGCACUGCUAGUGCUUUUUUUCUUAGUAGGUGAAACCUUUUGGCCUUAUCAUGUCUUCUCCAUCACAUACAGCCCAACCGCUCCAGCGGGCGGCAUCACCGCCCACCAGUUCAUCCAACUUCGGCCAAGGCUCUGAAAUGCCAACUAUGUCGAGGCCUGCACUUGAUGUCAAUGGUGGCACCACACCUGUGAAGGAGGAUGCCAACCAAGAGAUGAGCUCUGUGGCUUACCCUAACCUGGGAGUGAAAGACCACAAAGCAGUGGCCACUCUGCACUACCCUGCGGCAGCCUCAAAUGGAAUCAAGGCCAGUGAGGCUCCCAGUAGUUCCUCAGGAUCUCCACCUCCAAUAAGCUCUCUGACCACCCCUCCUCCCAGUAAACCCCCAUCCUUGAACCUGCACUCUGCCCCACACCUGAUGGCCAGUAUGCAGCUGCAGAAACUUAAUAGCCAGUAUCAAGGGAUGGACACCACCCCUCCAGAUCAACUGGAGGAAGCAGAGUCCCUGCCAGACUGGGGUCUGGAGGCUUCGGUGGGAGGGGCGGAGUCACUCUCUCCUUCUGCUGUUGCCCAAAGCCCUGCUAUCAUCGAUUCAGACCCGGUGGAUGAGGAGGUGCUAAUGUCGCUGGUGGUGGAGCUGGGCCUGGACCAGAUCAAUGAGCUUCCAGAGCUGUGGCUGGGGCAGAAUGAAUUUGACUUCACAGCAGAAUUUUCAUCUGACUGUUGAUGUCAUGUAUCCCUAAAGAUGGAGGAAUAAAGCCACCAAUUGUAUUGUAAAUUUAAAAAAUUAAUAAAUGUUAAUUGCAAAGAGA
Molecule: messenger RNA, 1162 nt
Organism: Echinops telfairi (small Madagascar hedgehog)
Lineage: Eukaryota; Metazoa; Chordata; Mammalia; Afrosoricida; Tenrecidae
Gene: CITED1
Product: Cbp/p300 interacting transactivator with Glu/Asp rich carboxy-terminal domain 1
Exons: 2
Coding region: 403-1077 (224 amino acids)
Biological process (GO): regulation of DNA-templated transcription; melanocyte differentiation
Cellular component (GO): nucleus
Source: RefSeq, a predicted model, not a curated record